AAAAACGUGAACCGGUUUAUAUAUUAUUAAAUGAAUCAGCUGCAUUACUCAUCGGAACUUGCAGUUCCCAGCAUUUCCCUGAGCAUGAAGGUUCUAUUCGUAUGCAUUGGAAACACCUGCCGCUCUCCAAUGGCCGAGGCCAUAUUGAAGCAUUUAGUACUGAAGCAUAAUCUCCAGGAUUGGUACGUGGACAGCGCUGGCCUUAGAGAUUGGAAUGUGGGUUUGGAGCCCCAGGCCCGUGGCCAACUCUUGCUAAAACAACAUGGUCUUAAAACGAACCACUUGGGGCGCCUGAUAGUGCCCCAAGACUUUUACGACUAUGAUUACAUAUUCGCUAUGGACAAUAGCAACCUGAGUGAACUUCAGCAAAUGGCAACUAGGCUUAGUCCCAGCCCAAAGUGCAAUAUUCUCUUGCUGGGUAGCUAUAUUGGACGCAAGGAGGAUGAGAUAAUCCAGGACCCAUAUUUUAGUCAAGGCAUGGGAGGUUUUAAUACAGCAUAUCUGCAGAUUCUGGAAAGCUGCGAGCGUUUUGUGGAAAACUAUCAGAUGGAAAAUAAAAUUUAAUAUUUAAUAACCAUA
This is a messenger RNA of Drosophila biarmipes, 579 nucleotides long. It is a transcript of the gene Argp, whose product is annotated as low molecular weight phosphotyrosine protein phosphatase 1. Bases 31 to 564 code for a protein of 177 amino acids. Gene Ontology annotation, biological process: protein dephosphorylation. The transcript is spliced from 4 exons. Lineage: Eukaryota; Metazoa; Arthropoda; Insecta; Diptera; Drosophilidae. The record is from RefSeq and is a predicted model, not a curated record. Gene Ontology annotation, molecular function: protein tyrosine phosphatase activity.